AGACAGCAGCUGCUGAUCCUGCCGUUGGUCAGUUGGUGGCGCUGAUGGAGCAAAGAAGGUUUAUUAUUAAGCAGCAUUGAACAUCCACAGAAGAAGAGGAGGAGGCUAGCCUCUGUCUUCUAUCACGUCCUCAGUGGAGAGUUAAAUGUCCGUGAAUCCAGUAGCGGCUUCAUUGAGCAGAAAACUGCAGAAGAGUAACGAUGUCUGGACGAGGCAAAGGAGGAAAAGGACUCGGUAAAGGAGGCGCUAAGCGUCACCGUAAAGUUCUCCGGGAUAACAUCCAGGGAAUCACCAAGCCCGCUAUCCGCCGUCUGGCUCGCCGUGGUGGAGUCAAGCGUAUCUCCGGUCUGAUCUACGAGGAGACCCGCGGUGUGUUGAAGGUGUUCCUGGAGAACGUCAUCCGUGAUGCCGUCACCUACACCGAGCACGCCAAGAGGAAGACGGUGACCGCCAUGGAUGUGGUGUACGCUCUGAAGAGGCAGGGCCGCACUCUGUACGGCUUCGGAGGUUAAAGUCAGCGAUGAUGUAGCAAAACAAAGGUCCUUUUCAGGGCCACACAUCUCCUCUACAGAGCAGCAGCCUGAUGCUCCUCAACAACGAUGUUGGUCUGAUUCAACGUUUUUAAAAGAUUGCCAAAAUACAUUUGGUGUUUAGUAACCGUGCAUAUGAAAUAUAAGUCUGCUACUCAAGCAAGUAUCGUGUGUGAAGGCAGAGUCAGUUACAGCAGCUUCAACUUUGUCUCUGUUUAUAGUUUGUCUCCUUUUUUUUUUUUUUU
Molecule: messenger RNA, 775 nt
Organism: Amphiprion ocellaris (clown anemonefish)
Lineage: Eukaryota; Metazoa; Chordata; Actinopteri; Pomacentridae
Product: histone H4
Exons: 1
Coding region: 201-512 (103 amino acids)
Biological process (GO): nucleosome assembly
Cellular component (GO): nucleosome
Molecular function (GO): DNA binding; structural constituent of chromatin; protein heterodimerization activity
Source: RefSeq, a predicted model, not a curated record